AUGUCAUCGCUACGAGCCUCGAGACCUAUUAAAGGAUUAUUGGGGAAAAUGGAGAGUUUGUCAUGUUCCGUUCCGCUGAAGCACUCUUUCCAAGGUCAUCGAAGGACACCAAAACCUCCCCAAUCCUUGACUGAUUUCUUCGUUCGUUCGCGCACCACUAACAAUUCUUUACCGCCGCCAACCAUGCGAUUCCAAACCUGGCCCUUCCUCAUUGCUGAACUGGUGCAAUUUACUGCAGCCGCCAACAUCACCAUUCUCGGGCAAGGGGACCUGCACCAAGAUACCGCAGAUUCCUUUCUAUCCUGCCUCAACGCAACCGGCGUUCGCUACCGGCUAUAUAUCGACGCAGGUAGUACGGUCGUCCUUCCGCCCGGAAAUCGCACACUUGAUACAGGCGGAGUCGAUGAGUUCCUGUUGCACUGCAUGAUGAUGGCAUGUGGGACAAUGGAUAUUGCGGCGGAGGACACAGACGAGGAUAACGAGGAGCAUAUGGCCAGUGUUUACGCGUCCAUUGUGACUUACGACUGGCUCGUCGAUCAAGGUGCUCGGGGCUUACGUGCGAUUGGUACCAGGCCAGCUAAGACCCUGGAGGAUGUUUUCGUUCGCGAUGAGGAGACCGAUCGGCGCCAUGAUAUCCAGUUUCAGCCCAAAACAGCCAUGUCGAACUGUGAGGGCUCAAAAAAUCCAAUGUAUAUACAUUGUCUCCUAAUGGCUGCCGAAUUAGCUGGCUCGAAAAGACUACUAUCCAUAUUGAAACCAUUUUUGAUAUGCCUGCUGUUUGUAUACCCUGCACUAGGAAUCAAAAAACCGGUAGCUUUUAUCAAAUUCGAAAGUCACGUAUGUGUCGCGCAGGUUAAAACGAGUCAGUCAACCCUAUUUUGUAGGCGACUCCCGGCAAAGGGCUUUGCCACUCCAGGAACUGGAACGCCAAGGUUCCCCGAUCUCGACUCCAACCCCAACUCCACAUUUGCCGUUGCGGGGAACCGAAAGUUGGGAGCGGACAUGGGAAUACAGAAUGAGGGGCUAGAAGCUCCAAACGAGCUGUCCAACGAGCAUGACGAACACCUCCAGCCACCAACCGAGGCUAGUUCAGAGACACAGCCGAUGCCCAACGGAGGACUGGAAGGUUGGCUCAGUGUACUGGCGGGCUUCUGCGUCUUUGUCAACUCCUGGGGCCUUAUCAGCUGCUAUGGCGCUUUCCAGGAAUUCUACCAAACCGUCCUCCUCCCGGACGAAUCACCUUCCACGAUCUCCUGGAUCGGUAGUAUCCAGGCCACCCUGAUCGUGAUGGUCGGUAUGGUGACCGGCCCCCUAGUGGACUCAGGCUACCUCCGACCCUUGAUCGUCAGCGGAUCCUUCCUAGUCGUAUUCGGGAUGAUGAUGCUCAGCCUAGCAACAGAAUACUACCAGGUUCUUCUGGCACAGGGCUUCUGCGUCGGAAUAGGUGGUGGCAUCACCUAUAUCCCAGCAAUGGUAGUCAUCUCCUCGCAUUUCACCACCAAGCGUCCCAUAGCCAUUGGCUGCGCUUCUAUCGGAUCCAGCGUCGGUAGCGUCAUCUUCCCCAUUCUCUUUCGCCAAGUCCAACCCAUCAUCAAUUUUGCCUGGAGCGUCCGCUGCAUCGCUUUCAUCAACCUCUUCCUCGCCCUCAUUACCUGCGCUAUCCUUUGCCGUCGACCAGGCAAGAAAACCCGCACGAGAAGCCUCAUCGAACUCAAAGCCUUGACUCACCUCCCCUUCAUGCUUCUCUCACUCUCCAUGACCUGCGUCAUGCUCGCUUACUACGUCCCUAUCUUCUACAUCGCCACCUACGCCCGCUCCGCCCUCAACACCCCCACCAGCCUCUCCUUCUACCUCGUCUCCAUCACGAACGGCGCCUCCGCCUUCGGCCGCACAGUACCUUACUUCCUCGCCUCGGGAGGCACCCGCAUCAAACCCAUCUUCAUCCUGAUCGCCUUCGUCGCGGCAGCCGCAGUAGUCAUGUUCACCUGGAUCGCGACGACAAACACGGCGGGGUUCAUCGUCUGGGCUUGUUACUGGGGUUUCGUGAGCGGGGUGCUGGUCACAGCUCCGACUUCCAUUGUCGCCCAUAAAGCAUUCUGUCCUGAUAGUGACUUCCUCGGGACGAGGAUGGGCAUGAUGUGGGGGAUUAGUUCGUUUGGGUCGUUGGUGGGCACGCCUGUUGCAGGGGCGUUGGUGAACUUGGAAACGGCGGACUUUGUUCGUGCGCAGGUGUUUGCGGGUUGUUUGAUGGUUGGGGCGGUCGUGUUGCAGGUUUGGCCGGUUGUUUGUGUGGUUAGAGUGGAUAGAGGGGCGGGGAAGGUGCAAUAG
This is a messenger RNA of Aspergillus welwitschiae, 2328 nucleotides long. RefSeq names its product putative MFS monocarboxylate transporter. Gene Ontology annotation, molecular function: transmembrane transporter activity. The transcript has 7 exons. The coding region runs from base 1 to 2328 and encodes 775 amino acids. The record is from RefSeq and is a predicted model, not a curated record. Gene Ontology annotation, biological process: transmembrane transport. Gene Ontology annotation, cellular component: fungal-type vacuole membrane. NCBI's taxonomy places the organism in Eukaryota, Fungi, Ascomycota, Eurotiomycetes, Eurotiales, Aspergillaceae.